AUGAGUAAGCCCGAAAAAUCCAAAGAACUCCGCAAGCUCUUUGCUUCCACACUGUCUCAACGUAAAUCUUCCUCAAAAGACAAGUCAAAAACACCGACAUCCACUAAGAAAAUCACACAUCCUCUAGCGACCUAUAUAAACAACAAACUCAUCUGUACAUUAUGUGGUAUACAGAUCAAGAGCGAAACAUUAUGGAAUGCGCAUUUGAAUGGCUCAGGCCAUAAAGAACAAUUGAGAAAACUCAGAGAAAAGAGGGGAACACUGGACAACAAGGAAACGGAAGGCGCAGGGGAAACAAAAAAAGGUGACGGUAUCCACAAAAGAAAGCUUGAUGCAAUUGAAGCAGGAAUGUCCAAGACAGAACACGUAAUUACUGGCAGUGGUGAAGCGAAUACGAGUACGAAUAGUACUAUAAAAAAUAGCAAUGAUGGCAGCAAUAAUAUAGCAGCGACGAAUGCCUCUAUUGGAAGCUCGACAGCGUACGAUGAAGAUGACAGAAGCAAUUUGUCAAGUGACGAAGAUCAACCGCAAGAAAAGCGCGCCCGCCUUGCGUUGUCCGAAUCAAUGACCCUCGAUGCCGAUACACCUGCUCAACUCCCAUCCGAUUUUUUCGAUGACACCUCAACCACUGCGCAAGCAGUCUCAGAAAUGUCUAUAACUUCCGAAUCUACAUCACAACCGUCGAAAGACGCUGACAAUUCACUCCCCGCAGAUUUCUUUGAUGCUUCUAAAAAUGACCCUGCUCCGACUACAGUCGAUGAAUCAGAGUGGCAACUAUUUCAGAAACUUAUCACUAAAGAAACAGAAGUAUCAAACGAAAUAGCUGAUGCUGACGAAGAAGAAUUACAGCGAGAUCGGGAUGAAAUGCAAGAGAGAGAACAUGACAUGUGUCUGAGUAGGUUGGAGAAAUUGAAGCAGGCUGCCAGGAUAGUCAAAGAGAAGCGAGAAGGGCAAAUGGUCGUUGAGACGAGUGGUGGAGUUUAA
Paraglomus brasilianum is the source of this 984-nucleotide messenger RNA. The record is from the annotation of a GenBank genome assembly. Lineage: Eukaryota; Fungi; Glomeromycota; Glomeromycetes; Paraglomerales; Paraglomeraceae.